UUUGUGUCACUCUGCAGCUCAUGCUCUCUCACCUCCACCCUCUGCUCCUCCAAACACUCGGCUGGGGCUCAACUCAGCUCUCCACCUCUUCAUCGUUGCCUUACUUUGCUCAUAAUCUGUCUCACAUCAGCCUUUGUUGUUCUCCUCUUCCUCCAGACAGGGACUGAUGACAACAUGGAGAACAACCACACCUUCCUUUACUUUGCUUAUGGUAGCAACCUGCUGAAGGAGCGGCUCCGGCUCAAGAAUCCCUCUGCGACAGUACACUGUGUGGCCAGGCUCAAGGACUAUAAAUUAGUUUUUGGGAACCAUAAAGGCCUUGCCAGUGACCGGUGGCAUGGAGGUGUGGCUACCAUAGAGCACAGCCCAGGAGACGAGGUCUGGGGUGUGGUGUGGAGGAUGAAUAUGUCUGAUCUGGAGUCUCUAGACAGUCAAGAGAAUGUGACGUUAGGUGCAUACAGUCCUGUGGAGCUAUCAGUGAAGACAAAAGGUCAGGAGCUCAACUGUCGUACUUACAUAAUGAACAGCUGUGUGUAUGCCCCACCAUCGCCUCAGUACCUACAGGUGAUUGUGAUGGGAGCAGAACAGAACGGCUUGCCAAAGGACUACCAGGAGAAACUGCGAGCAAUCAAGACCAACAUGUAUGAAGGUCCCCUACCCAUGUUGGCUGAACUGGAGCAAGUCAGAAGAAGAGCCAAAGAGAGGGCCAAGCAUCGUUCUGAUGCCUAAUCAUCCAGCAGAACCCUGGUCCACUAUUUACUAUAGGAACAUCUUUGUGACACUGUAUUGACCCUAACACUGUAGUUGAACAACUUCACCUUAACUAGCUGGUUUGUCUUAGAGAUAAUCUUACUUCCAGCUGCAGGGUCUGUAAGUAAAAAUGUGACCCAUGUCAAUGAGUGAUAGAAUACAGGAAUACAGCAGUGAUGGGUCUGUGGUCUAACUUGAGCUGCCUAUGCAGGUAAAAAUAAUAGAUGCCUGUAGACAGAGAUGUGACAGGGACAAAUUAAAGGAAAAACCAAUUCAAUUCAA
Amphiprion ocellaris (clown anemonefish) is the source of this 1032-nucleotide messenger RNA. RefSeq names its product gamma-glutamylcyclotransferase b (gene ggctb). Gene Ontology annotation, molecular function: gamma-glutamylcyclotransferase activity. NCBI's taxonomy places the organism in Eukaryota, Metazoa, Chordata, Actinopteri, Pomacentridae. Bases 175 to 729 code for a protein of 184 amino acids. The transcript has 4 exons. The record is from RefSeq and is a predicted model, not a curated record.